CUGGUGUGUCACAGCUCCUGUGGACUUUACUCUGAGCAGCAUCAAACCUCGGACAGUCAAACCUCAGGAUGGAUGUGAAGCUGCUGACGGUCGUGGCUGCGCUCACGGUGCUGCUCAUUCACGCGCCUCCAUCACAAGCAAAGCCUAUCAGUCUGGUGGAGAGAUGCUACUGUCGCUCCACGGUCAACAGCCUCCCAAGAUCCUACAUCCGAGAGCUCCGGUUCAUCCACACGCCAAACUGCCCCUUCCAAGUCAUUGCCAAACUGAAGACAAACAAAGAGGUGUGUGUGAACCCCGAGAUCCGGUGGCUGCAGCAAUAUCUGAAGAACGCCAUCAACAAGAUGAAGAAAUCCAAACAAGCCCACUAAAAGCCCCUGCAGACAUCCUCCUGAGCCAUCACACAUAUGUUACAUGUAAUAUGAGAUCAUCUGGUUUGUUGUACAGCACUUACCCGGCCCUUUGCAUGGAAUAAACCCACGACUGCUCAUCGCGAACACAUCCACCAGCUCUGUCUGCGUCUCCUGCGUCACCCCUACCACUUAUCAAUGCUAUUAGUGAGAAGUGCAAUUAUAUAUGUGUUUUCUAAUAGUUAUGUAUAUACUCUUUUUUUUGUCAAUGGACUUCAACAGUAAAGAGCUAUUUUUGGAGAUUUCCUUGCCUCUUUAGCUUCUGUCGUUUAGGGAAAAAAAUGGAUGGAUCCUAAAGGACAUACACGUCACCUAGUCAAAUUUUACAGAUUCCUGCGGACCACUGAGCCAGGAGAUUUUAAUAACAUAUCCUAAACAUGGCAUCUGCUUAUCCUCACUGUCUCUGAUUGAAAUUGUACAAAAUGACUUAGAACAAUGUAUAGGUUCUCAUUUAAAACAGAGGGAUUGCUAAGGUUUGCCAAGUUGUAUUAAACGUCUCACGUUAAUUGGCAGCAUGGAAUUUCAUGAGUGCCAGAAACCCCCAGACCGAAUAAUAAGAUGUAUAAAAGAUCCCUGUAAAAAUGGCAAUUACAAUGGUUUUGUGAUGGAAGUUAGGAUGCCAAAAGAGCAGAGCAUUUCCUGAGUUGUUUUGUGGUUGUGAUUACUCCACUCUGUUACACAAAAAGGUUUUUUUUAUGUUGGGGUAAAGUUGAACAUCUGGAUAGAAAACUGGUCGAAGAAAUGUCAUAAAAUAGAGCUGCGUCACUCUGGAGGGAAAAUCAUGACACCGUCUGAUUGAUUAUGGAUUCUGAAUGAAAUAUCUUAUUAUUAAGAACGUCCAUUUCAAAGAAGGGUGUACAGAAAUGUAGGUAACAGUUACCACAUCAGUAGUUAAAUCACUAUGUUGUAGUCUGGCCACAUUUAUAUGACAAUGAUUUCAGAUCAAAAUGGCAACUUUUGAUGCAAUUUGGCUUUUUUUUUUUUUUGCCAGAAACCGUGAUUUAGGUGCCUGACAAUGAAGUUUUGAAAAAGUGCCAGCAUUUUGCCAUCAUGUAAGCUGGUAGUAGAGAGUACCCUGUGAAAACAGAGAUCUUUGGCUCAUGUAUUAAAGUUCCAGUGAAUAGCCAUGUCUUAUAUUUGUGCUGCUCACUCCAAGUAGACAUUUUCUUCAACUUUACUCACUGUGUAGACUGUGUAAGUAGCUUUUGUGUGUUUACACCUUACCUCUCUGUACAAGGAAGACUAUGAGAGCACGUCCAUAUUGUUUCAUUACAAAACUGCAUCACCAAACUAUGCGUCCGACAGGUAUAUUGCAACAUUUUCAGCAGUUUUUGCAGAUUUGUGUGCAUAGUCGUCUUUUUUUGAAAUGAAAAGUACAUUUUCAGUAGAUCGUUGUCAUGUAAAAGUGACCUUUUAUGGCAAAAGAAAAAGAAGUACCGUAUUUGUCAAGAUACAUGUAGAUCAAUGGGACUACCUACAACUGUCAUGCAGAUAGCAAUGCACUUUAUAACAGAUGUAUUCAUGUUUUAACAACUAAAUUUACUAUAACUCACUAAGUCUGAUCAUUAAAUUCUGUCUUUUAUCUUUAUUUUUAUGUAACCAUGCUGUUUUCAUUCUGUUCCUCAUUGAUGAUUGAAUGUGUAGCUGCAUUUACCUGUUAAAACUGGGGAGACAUCUAUUCAUUUUAUUACCCCUGUCAUAUGUUAAAGUAAUAUUAUACAAAUGUUUUAUUUUUGUACUCCUAUAUGCAUUUAUAUAUUAAAUCUUAACAUUAAAAUGAAGGACUUGUACUCACA
Messenger RNA from Cheilinus undulatus (humphead wrasse), 2203 nucleotides. RefSeq names its product chemokine (C-X-C motif) ligand 12a (stromal cell-derived factor 1) (gene cxcl12a). Gene Ontology annotation, molecular function: chemoattractant activity; chemokine activity. The record is from RefSeq and is a predicted model, not a curated record. The transcript is spliced from 4 exons. Gene Ontology annotation, biological process: axon guidance; induction of positive chemotaxis; chemokine-mediated signaling pathway. The coding region runs from base 69 to 368 and encodes 99 amino acids. NCBI's taxonomy places the organism in Eukaryota, Metazoa, Chordata, Actinopteri, Labriformes, Labridae. Gene Ontology annotation, cellular component: extracellular region.